Messenger RNA from Guillardia theta CCMP2712, 4062 nucleotides. RefSeq lists its product as hypothetical. Bases 1 to 4062 code for a protein of 1353 amino acids. NCBI's taxonomy places the organism in Eukaryota, Cryptophyceae, Pyrenomonadales, Geminigeraceae. The transcript is spliced from 11 exons. The record is from RefSeq and is a predicted model, not a curated record.
AUGAAUAAGGUCCGACUCAUCGCCUUGCUCGGUUGCCUGUUGUGGCAAUCGCAGCCAUGCGGGUCAGAUGAUGGGAGCAGGAUAUGGAGAGUGGUUGGAGACGGGGCCGUGGUUCUGGUGGAGGAUGGCGACUCAGUUGUGUCUGCGAGGGAGAUUGUUGCGACACAGCGUGCAUGGUACUUCUUAUCCUCGGAGCUGAACCUUCGAGACAACAACAGAUGGCGAGUGCGAGUCAGAAGCUCUGGCUCUUGCGAUCAGCCCAGGUUUGAUGAGUCGGCUCCCGACGUCAUGCUGCGAUGCAAACAGCCGGCCCUUGACGCGUCCCCUGACGACAAGUGCGCAGGGAUGCAGGGAGGUUUCACGUUGGGGCUCUUCCAUGCCCUGCACCCCUGCUCUUCGGAGCCUUCGAUCGUGUCCUUGGAUGUGGAGGAAGGAUGGGUCCAUCUCGAGGAAGGGGCUGCUGCUUGCAGCUGUAACAUGGCAGCUCUCAAAUCCUGCGAGGUGCUGUCGUUGCUGGUUCGCGGGAACUUCUUUGAGGAGCAAGAGACGAGCUCUAUCGUAGCGGCGGACUUGUUCUAUGAGGAGGCAGGGGAGGAGACUGAUGUCGGCGCAAAGCCUCUCAGUGGCGAGGACGCACCUCAGAUGCUGGAUGUCAGCGGCGAUCGGGCCCAGCAGAGGAUAUUGAGAGAGUUGAUGGAGAGAGGAGAGGGGUCCAGCGGGGAGAGUGACGGUGGGCAGUGCCAUUGUUUCGACUUGAGAGACGUUUCUGGAUUUCUCCUUGGCAGAAGCUUCAUCCUUGCUGUAGUGGGAGAUGAUUUCUUCAUGGCCAGUCCCUCCUCUGUCAGAACGUUUCCUGCCGUCACCGCAGACAAAGGCAACAGGAGGAGAACAUGGUACAUUACGAAUGGUCUGUUUGUCAUCGAUGCUCCUGGUCAUUCAAAGUUCUCCCUCCCGGUGUCUCUCCUCGAAGAAUCAAUAUUUUCCUCCUUCAUAGACUUUCUCAACACCUUGACAACUGCCUCUGAUCAAUCUCGGCGCAGACACACGGUGGAACCAGCGGCCUUGACAUGUUUCGAUGAGAGAAAACUUGAAACUCAAGGCGUCGUGCACGCUGGACGCCUCCUUGAGUUGUUCCUGCGGAACAAGCGCCAGCAUGAGAGCAAGGAGGAGGAUGAGGGGGGAGCGAGGGGGGAGGGUGGAGGAGGGACUGGAAGGGGGGAGUCGAUCGUUGGGCUGUGGCGGAAGAGGAAGAGGAAUGCCGACAAGAUCAUCGAGACGGAGACUCAGCGCUUGCAAGCGCAGAUGCGAAGGAUUGCAAUCCAAAAUAACCUCAUUUUUGAGGUUACCAUCAUACCCAUCGAAGCGAUUGAGAGUGUUCGAAGUGACCACGGGACAGACGUUGAAAUCUUCGCUGAGAACAGGAGCAUGGCAAGACUGAACGUGAGGGGAGUAGCAGAAGAAGAGCUGAAGGCGUUUCAUGGAACUCUGCUGAGGCUUCUCAGCACAAACAGCACAAUGAGAGCAGCGGGGAUGGGAGAGGUAGGGAGCUCGACGCUGACUGAUGGAGGAGAAACGUGCAUUGAGGAGGACAAGAAAGAAAUCAUGGCUGACAUUGCCCAGUGCGUUGCUAACGGGUGUGUUAACAAGUCAUCUCUGCCAUCCUCCUCCUCCACUGCGUGCAAGGAUAUCUUGGCCCAUUCUUCGUUGCAACAUUGCAUCUUGACGGAGAGCUCGAGCAUCGCCCUCGUCUCAGAUGCUCUUGUCCUGAUCAAGUACGACCAGUCCCUCGAACCUUGUGCCCUGUUCUGCCUUCCUGUCAUGGAGAUGACAAUCACACACGAUCGUGAUGGUGUUCACUUGCAGCAUCGCACUCACGAUAUUCACUUGCCGCAUUCUGCCAUCAGCGAGAGUUACGAUGUGCAGAAGUUGCUCCUUCGGGUGCAACAGAUGUACAAGGAAAGUUUGCCACCUCUUGCAACAACUGGGAAGGAAGAUGAAUUUAACGACAGUUCCUCACACGUACCUCACCGUACAUCUCUCUUUCGAUCGACAGGCUUUAGCGAUGAGCGCGAGAAAGCUGAAUUCAACAAACUUAGAAGCGACAUUCUUAGCUGUAUCGGGCUCCAAGAUGAGAAACGAAAACAUGAAGGAUCAUCGUGGUUAUCGUUUGUCAGCAAUGAAUAUCUCGUCUACUGCGUGGGAAGUGUUCGACGAUGCUGCAACCUCAGAAGUUUGUCUUCGAUAACAUCAGAGGUGUACAAAUCAGAUGUAUUGUACAUACUGCAAGAAGACGGCACGAGUGAAGAUAGAACAGUUGAUCAUUGCAGUUGCAACAUCACGGUGAACAGCUCUCACUUCCACGUCAGCGAGUUGAGGAGCUUCUUCGACCUUCUUGCCAGAGUGUCGGGCGUGCACAUGAUCCGCAACGACAUCGUCGGCAAAGACAGCAAUCAUACAGAUGUCAUCAUCACAACAAGAAACAGGUCAAACAGAAGACAGUCCUCGGAGAACACUACUUGCCAGCUUCUAGUCAACACCAUCAACAACAUGGCUUGGAACAAGUCGACCAUGCUCUUGACCAAGAAGGUCUUACAUGCCACAGUGAAGCUCGCAGUACAAGUCGCGUCAUUGCAGCAGGAAGCAUGCUCGAGCGAAAACGCAUCUACUUGCAUGUAUCCCUCUCCCUCCCUGAACGUCUCUCAGCUCCUCAACACGUCUGUCAUAGUCGACAUGCAGCUCGUCGGCGAUCACCAGAUUCUCCUCCUCCACAACAGCACCCUCGUGUUCAUCAAAGUCGAGCACGCGGCCGCCAUAAGCUCCCUUCCCCUCCUCCUCCUCUCUGACAUUCGGAUCGACGAGCGCAGCAGGACCUUCGACUUUCUCUCCCUCCACGUCGUCGUCUUCAGCGUCUCCUUCCUCCGCUUCCAGCCGCAGCGACUUUACCUCUUCCUCUACAACCUCCGCUCCUCGAUCAGAAGCCUGCAGCUCGAAGCUGUCGACCUGGAAAUCCCUCCCUCUCUCCGCACUAGCGAGCUCCUCGACUUUCUCCGCAGGCGGGAAGUGUCAGAGGAAUACGAGGAGUACUGCAGGCGGCGCGAGCUUAACUCAGCAUGGAGCAGAUGCCAGCAGUGGAUGGAGGAGAUGGUGGGGGAGGAGGGAGACAGGAUAGUCUUCUUCCUCCCGAGUAGGAGGAGGCUAGUGGGGUUGACGAGGAAAGAAGUUUUCCUGGCUGACAGCUGCGGCGAUGAGUCAAAGCCCUCGAUCGUGAGGUUCGAACUUGCGGAAGUGAAGAAGGUAGAGAGGGACAAGGGAAGGAUAGCGAUGAAGAACGUGAGAGGAGAAACUUUGAUGACGGUGGAGGAAGAUGAGUACAACGAGGAGGAGAAAUCGCGCCUGUUGUCCAUGAUAACUCGUCAACCCACAACGGAGGUAAAGGAGGCGACGAGGGAAGAAGCGAAGGAAGAGGUGGAGGUGAAGGUGAAAGAGGAGGGAGAGCUGUUGAAGGGGCAAGGAGUCGGGCACAAGUCCCAGGGACCUGGCGAUGGAGGAGGAACGGUCGGAGACUUGUUGGUCAGCAGGGUCGGGGGGAGGGCAACGAUGAUGUCCAUAGUGGGGAAGGAGAGUGCGGUGGCACUGCUAGAAGAUGCUGUGCUCCUGGUCAGGGAGAGCACGGGAGAGGAGGUGGAGGUUUCGUAUGAGGAGGCAGAGCUUGCAAGCGCAGAGCAGAGGGUCGUCGUGAUGAGCAGGAGGGAGGAGACGGUAGGUGGGAGGUUUGAGAUCGAGGUGGACGACUUCGAAGCUACGGAGCUGGGCAAGUUGCUGGCAGGUGCCCUGGAGAUGAACGUGAGGGGCAAAGCGGGAGAGGGACAGGAAGGAGGAAAGAAAGGGGACAGGAGAAGACGGAAGAGGAAAGCACGAGACCAGGAGGCGAAAAGGAAGAGGAAGAGACGAGUUUGGGAGAGAGAUGGAAUAUGGAAAGAAGGAGGGGAAAGGGGAUACCGGUCCCGGAGAAUCGGCAAGCUCGCCCCUUAUGUAGGAGCCAUGGCGGUCAAACCUGCCUGA